Molecule: messenger RNA, 720 nt
Organism: Miscanthus lutarioriparius
Lineage: Eukaryota; Viridiplantae; Streptophyta; Magnoliopsida; Poales; Poaceae
Source: the annotation of a GenBank genome assembly
AUGCACUUCUACAAGCGGGACGCCAACUUCUUCGGCGGCCAUGGCAUCGUCGGCGCGCAGGUGCCGCUUGGGUGCGGCAUCGCCUUCGCGCAGAGGUACAGGAAGGAGGGCACCGUCACGUUUGACCUCUACGGCGACGGCGCCGCCAACCAGGGACAGCUCUUCGAGGCGCUCAACAUGGCCGGGCUCUGGAAGCUGCCUGUCGUAUUGGUCUGCGAGAACAACCACUAUGGGAUGGGGAUGGCAGAGUGGAGGGCCUCCAAGAGCCCGGCUUACUACAAGCGCGGGGACUAUGUGCCUGGGUUAAAGGUCGAUGGAAUGGAUGUUCUUGCUGUGAAGCAAGCUUGCAAAUUUGCCAAAGAACAUGUCCUUGAAAAUGGGCCAAUUAUCCUUGAGAUGGACACCUAUAGAUACCAUGGGCACUCUAUGUCAGACCCAGGUAGCACCUACCGCACUAGGGAUGAGAUUGCUGGGAUAAGACAGGAGCGCGACCCAAUUGAAAGGGUUAGGAAGCUCAUAUUGGCCCAUGAUUUUGCAACGGCCCAAGAGCUAAAGGUAUUGUUUAGAUUGUUAAGAGUACAAAUUUCAUCGGAUUUUUUUUAUACGCAGGAGAGUCCAAUGCCUGAUCCAUCUGAGCUCUUCAAAAAUGUCUAUGUGAAUGACUGCGGUUUGGAGUCCUUUGGUGUAGACAGGAAGGUGGUGAGGACCGUUCUUCCGUAG